UCAGCAUCGUUGCUCAGCUGGACUGUGAUCACAUCAUGUUCUUCAGUGACAAACUGCCAGUACUGAUGGUCCUGCUGACUCUUUAUAAUCAAGGCAGAACCGAAAAAAUAAUUGGAGGCCAUGUGGCUGAGCCACACAGCAGGCCGUACAUGGUGUUCAUUAGAAGGCACCUGGCCAACAAUGAGGAAUCAUUCUGUGAUGGAUUUCUUCUGAACGAGGAUUUUGUGAUGACUGCUGCCCACUGCCAAGCCAACAAUUUUACAGUUUACCUUGGAGUUGAUAAUACGAAAUUUUUGAAAAAUGACGAAAUACAGGAUCGAACUGUGGAAAAAGCUUUUCCUCAUGAAAAUUACGACAAAAACGCAUUUAUUGAUGAUAUAAUGCUCCUUAAGCUAAGCUCUAGAGCGGUGGUGAACAACUUUGUGAAACCCAUCGCUCUGGCAAGCCAUGAUGACGUGACCCUGCCCAAAUCCUGCAUCGUCUCCGGCUGGGGUCAAACUCGUCCAGAUGGAGUGAUCUCUGACAAACUCAUGGAAAUGAAUGUCACAUUGAUUGAAAAUAGCAAUUGUACUAAACUUAAGUUAUACUGUUCAAAUGGAAUAGCUAGACCUGGUAAGGGGGAUUCUGGAGGUCCACUGGUAUGUGGAGAUAGCACCGCUUAUGGAGUGGUGGCUUUCAUGUCCCAAAACCCAAAUGGUCCUUCAAUGGUUGCUUACACAAAGAUACCUUGCUACGUUGACUGGAUCACCUCAACAAUGAAAAAGGCUCUUAGCAAGGAGUAGCAGAACUUGCUAAUUCAAUCAUGUGUAACUUUACUUUUAGUAACUUCAUUGCUGAGGGAGCAAUCUCACAUAUUUCACACUGAUUGUACUGUCAGGGAAGUGCAAGCAUUUAAUCUUUUAAAUAUGUUGUUUUUCAAACAGAAAAACAACAUUAUGAACAUAGUCCAUCCAUCCAUCCACCCUAGUGGGUUCUGGUGAAGGGCGGUGUACACCCUGGACAGGUCGCCAGUCCAUGAACAUAGUCUGAGAGUGAAAUUUGUUAAUAUUCUUCCAUAUUGAGUUUGAGAACCUAUUUAACAUUGAUGUGAAAUUUCAGUUUGUUGAAGCUAAACUUUAACAAAUGUUUAAUAACACCUAGUUAGUUGUACAAUGAUUGGAGAUUCAAUGUGUGUGAAAAGAUUAUCUUGCUAUAAAUAGAGUCCAUAAUAUUUGUGCUAUUUUAUAUAUAUAUAUAUAUAUAUAUAUAUAAAACAAUAAACUUGUAUUCUGAAACUUGUAGUGUAGGCCUUUUUUCAGCAACUGAUACACUAAAAAGAGGACAACACUCCCUCCUUGUGAAGAAUGUGUGUCAUUGCCUAAGGAGGAGGGUUGCCAUACUUCUUGAAGUUGUAA
Molecule: messenger RNA, 1394 nt
Organism: Gambusia affinis (western mosquitofish)
Lineage: Eukaryota; Metazoa; Chordata; Actinopteri; Cyprinodontiformes; Poeciliidae
Product: granzyme E
Exons: 5
Coding region: 36-782 (248 amino acids)
Biological process (GO): proteolysis
Molecular function (GO): serine-type endopeptidase activity
Source: RefSeq, a predicted model, not a curated record